This is a messenger RNA of Tetrahymena thermophila SB210, 1239 nucleotides long. RefSeq lists its product as hypothetical. Gene Ontology annotation, molecular function: GTPase activator activity. Lineage: Eukaryota; Ciliophora; Oligohymenophorea; Hymenostomatida; Tetrahymenidae. The record is from RefSeq and is a predicted model, not a curated record. The transcript has 14 exons.
AUGUUAGGAGAAGAGCUGGCAAAGUGCUCAAAUCUUCAAUUGCUCUAAUUAAGUCUUAAAUCAAAUAAAAUUGAAAAUAUUGGAGCAGUAAAAUUGUUUAAUAGCUUAUCAGAAUGUGUCAACUUAACAUAUCUUUAAAUUUAAUUAGACUAUAAUAAAAUUGGUGAAUAAGGUGUUACUAGUUUAGCAACUAUGCUAAAAUAAUUAACAUAUUUGCAAAGUUUAGAUUUAUCUUUAAAAAAAAAUUAGAUUCAAUAAAAAGGAGUAGAAAACCUUUCUAAUGGUCUAGCCUUAUGCACAAAGCUAAAGGAUUUAAAAAUUAUUUUGGAUUACAACAAAAUAUGUAAUUCUGAUACCAUUUACCUGUCUAAUGCGUUAAAAUAGUUAACAGAAAUAAUAUUUCUACAUUUAUCUUUUGUAAAUAGUGAAAUUAAUUAAAGUGGAAUAGAUAAUCUAUCAACAGGGAUUUCUUAUUGUAAAUAACUCUAAAAGCUGAACCUAUACUUAAACUAAAAUAAGAUCAACGACAUAGCUGUUUAUAAUCUAGGUAAUGGCAUAGCUUAGUGUUAAAAUUUAGAUUGCUUAAAGCUAAAUUUAAAUGAAAACAAAAUAAAAAAUUGUGAUAUAUCUAUCUUCUUUAUGAAAUUUUAAAACUUAAAACAUCUUUAAUAGCUAAGUUUGAAUCUUUCCAACAAUAGUUUAAGAGAUAGUUCUAUUUUAAAUUUUGAAAAAUAACUCUUAGAAUCCAUAAAUUUGAAUAGUUUGAAACUAUCUUUCAGAUCUACUCUCAUUAGUUUAAAUGGGAUGUCUAAAUUGAUUGACCAAAUUUUAUAAAGCAAGAAUAUCAUAAGACUUAAUUUAAAUCCUUUCAUUUAUUAUAGCCUUUUAGAAUUCAAUAAAGCCUUAAAUAAUAGCUAAAACUUGAAAAGCUUAACACUUUAAUAUGAUAAAUUAAAAAAUGAAGAAUUAAAAAAUUUAGGUACUUGUUUAGCUAGUUCUAAGUUUAUAAGAAACUUCACCUUAAAAAUAUCAUAAUGUAAUAAUUCAGAUUCUGAUGAGGAAGUUGUUGUUGACUUUUUAGAAAAAAUAUCAUUGAAUAAUUAAUUGUUCACAUUAAAUAUUAUAUUGCCAUAUGAAUUAGGGAAAAGGGAUUCUAAUAAAAUAGAAAAAAAAUAAAUUAUUUUAUAAUAGAAAUGUCAGAGGCUAUUAUAUUUUUAAGUAGAUUAUGUUGAAUAUUGA